Symbiodinium sp. CCMP2592 is the source of this 2475-nucleotide messenger RNA. Lineage: Eukaryota; Dinophyceae; Suessiales; Symbiodiniaceae. The record is from the annotation of a GenBank genome assembly.
AUGUGCAAUUGCGAGCAGCAAGCCGAGCUCGAAUCCUUGGAGGCGAUUUAUGAGGGCAGCCGAGAUGUGAUUCUGGUGCUCCCAGACCUCGAAAAUCCGCGGGACGAAGGAGCCUGCCGGCAGUUGCAGGCCACAUUCCGAUCCGCAGGUGUCAACAUCACGAUCUGGCUGCCUGAGGAGUACCUCGCAGAGGAUGGCGCGUCGGCGCUGCCGCUUUUUGAGCUGAGCUCAAAGAAGCCGUCCCCCGAGCGCUUGGAGUUCAUGGCACAGGAGCUUCAUGCUUUGGCUGAGCCUCUCCGCGGUUCGCCAGUGCUCUUCAGCUGGCUGGAGUGGCUGAGGACCGAUGCCGUCACUGCAUUCCCACCCACUGCGUUGGUCUCCUCAGAGGCUCCCUCGCAAGAGGUGGCGCUCCUAGAGCUUGAGACCGAAGACUUCUUCGACGACAUCCCGUCAGCAGAUCCUGAUGAAAUCUUGCGAUCUGCCAAGUGUGAGAGCUGCGCAAUCCAGCUGGAUUCGGUUUCACGAGUUCACCUCCAGGCAUGCGGGCACUCCUUCUGCCCGCAGUGUGCAGCGACUUGUUCCCAACUCUUCGCGGCCAACCAGCAGACCCCGCACUGUCCUGUUGCCUCCUGCCGAGCGACUGCACCGGAGCUUUUGCAAUGGAAUGAGACGCCAGAACUGUGGGCGAUUGUUUCGAAGCGCAUUCUAUCCAUGCCUUUGCAGGACUCCAUCGUGUUCUGCCCCAGAUGCGAAGAUCGCGGCAUGGACAUGCCUAUUGUGACCCCGGUGGAUGCUUCCUCUCGAUGCCAGUGCUUCCAGUGCCAACACCAAUUCUGCUCCAUCUGCCGUUCUCCGAUGCACUCGGGCUCCUGCUUCGAUUCCCCACAUCGCGUGAAGCGGAUGGCGAAGCGACGGCCGCCGCUGACGGCGGAGAUGGCGGAGAAGGCUGCUGCACGAGCUGCUGAGAUCCAGGAAGAGGAGCUGAAGUGGGAGCAGGAUAUCCUCGGCGAGCUGCGCACGGCGGCUGGCUUCGCGGAUUUUGUGGAGUACUUUCACAAGCACCACCACGAUCAGAUCAUGACGGGCUUGACUGCUGCUUUCGGACCUCAGGUGGAACUCAAGGCAGUACCGUUGGCACCGUCUGUGCAAGCAAGGUUCAUGGCGAAGAUGAUGGGCGCUCACAUCAAACCCGCCUUUCAUGGUACCGACACGCGCAACUACGAGUCCAUCUUCUCAAGGGGCUUGCUCAUCCCGGGCGUUGAGAACCGGCUGCAGAUUGUACAUGGUGCUGCUCACGGCCGGGGAAUUUACACGGCGAACAUAGAUGCAUCGUGGUUGUCCAGGGGCUUCUGCCCAUCGAACUCCAUGCUUGUUUGCGCCGUCCGGCAGGAGAAUGUCGUGCACGUGGGAGACGCCAUGGUCGUGUCCGACCCGGACAAUCCGAAUGACCUGGAUGGGCAGUUCUCCGUGGCGACCUCGGGGUGUACUUGCGGAUCGGCUCAUCAGCUGGAGGAAGAGUGCCAACGAUUAGCUGCACAAAGCUACAGCCUCGCGACGCGCCUCGACUCGGUAGUUGCCCGCGAGGAAGACAUGGACCACUGUUUGGAAAGUCUAGAUUUGGACAUUGAGCGAAUGGAGAUCGCUGAGGAAGAGCUUCGAUGGUCCAGGGAUGAUACGGAGGCUGCGUGUGCGGAAGCCGAAGCCUUGCUCCAAGCCGCUGCAGCCAAAGCGAAGGCCCUAGGAUCUGCGCAAGAGACGCUCGAUGAGCAGGCUUCGACGCUCAAGCAGCUGGAGAUGGAGGUGGAGGGAAAGGAGCGAGAUUUGGCCCAAGAUGAGUCGGACUUGUUCGAGGCCAGAAACCGGGUUGACGACCAAGUCGGCCGCAUGCGACGUGAGUUUGACCAGAUCGAGAAGGAGACGCACCUCCUGCAUCUGGAGUUUGAGGAAGCUGUUCAACAGCUCGAUGAAGUGGAACGGGAGGAGUGGGCCUUGCAUGAAGACAAGCGUCUUCUUGAGGAGAUUGAGGCCCAGGUGGAGCCUGUGCGACGUCGUCUGGUGGAGCGAGAAAGACGCCUUCACUUUGAGGAAGAAGAAUUGAAAGCUCAGGAGGCGGAUUGUGAAGAAAAGGAGGCCCAGUUCUUGCCGGCAUACCAGCAAGCGCAGCAAGCUGUCUUGGCUGUCCAGCAACGUCAGCAGGACAUAGACAAGAGGAUAGAAGAAAGCUGCCAGCAGCAGCGCCGGCUGCUUCAGCAAUUCCAGGAUUUGGGCGAAAUCGACGCCGGUUUGCAACUCGAUGAUGCAACACUGCAAAGUGAGAGCACGGCCUUUGUUGAAGGACAUACUGCAGACGUUGACUGGGCGCACUCCCUUCGACAACAGCAGACAUACCUGCGGCAGAUGGAGAUGGAUCUUCUGCAGUUGAAGGAGCAAACCGAUUCCGGCAACCAGCAGAAUGCUGGGAAGUCGCCAGGUUGA